UUCCAAACCGAACUCGCCAGCGCCGCCGCGGCACGCCACGCCACGCCACGCCCUUGCUCCACCCCCAAUGUCCCUUCCCCGCCGCCUCGCCGCCAGCGAACUCAUCGCCGCAAUCCGCGACGCCUCCUGCCCUUCAUCAGCCCUCCGUCUCUACUCCCUCCUCCGCGACACCGCCCGCCUCGAGGAUCGCUACCGUCUCGCCUGGCCCGCCGCCGUCUUCGUCGUCAAGCACCUCACGGCCGCCGCCUCCCUCCCCCUGCUCUCCCACUUCCACGCCCACCUCCUCAGGUCCAAUCUCCUUGCCUACUCUCACGUCGCCUCCUCCCUCCUACGCGGUUACUCACUCCUUUCACCCGCACUCGCCCGCCACCUGUUCGAUGAAAUGCCAUCCUCCACCUGCAACCUGGUCGUCGUCAACGUUAUGCUCUGGUCCCUCUGCCGAUCGUCCGACCUCGCUUCCGCGCGAGCCUUCUUUGAUUCCAUCCCUAACAAGGACGCGGCCUCUUGGUCGACCAUGCUUGCAUGUUAUUUCUCCCACAAUCACCUAGCCGAUGGCCUUGCUUUCUUCCGCACAAUGACAAUCACCACCCAAGUUGUUGCAGACCAUGUGAUGCUCGUCACCGUUCUCACGGGUUGUGCAUCGGCUGGCUUGCUUCCGGUAUACUGCAGGGCCAUUCAUGGAUAUAUUGUGCGGCACGAAUUCAACUUCAACAUGCACCUCGGAACAUCUUUGAUUGAUUGCUAUGCCAAAACUGGCUGCCUUGAUUAUGCAUCCCGUUUGUUUUGGCGAGUCCCUUCGAGGAAUGUGACGCACUGGACUGCAAUGAUUUGUGGGGCCGCAGUGCAUCUUGGCGGUGAACUGGCCAUCCAGCUGUUUGAGGAGAUGAGUCUGAGUGGAGUUCAACCAAAUGAGAUGACAUUCACAGCUGUGCUCAGUGCAUGUCGGCAAGCUGGACUGGUGGAUCAAGGGAAGUUGUUCUUUAAACUUAUGGUUGACAAAUAUGGCCUUGAGCCGACUAUACAUCACUAUGGCUGCAUUGUUGAUCUCUAUGCAAAGGCUGGGAAACUGGAGGAGGCUUAUGAGGUUAUCAAGACCAUGAGAAUGGAGCCAAAUAUCAUCAUUUGGACUUCGUUGUUAGCAGCAUGCAAGAAGUUCAAAAAUUUUGACAUUGCAGUGGAGGGAAUGGAGAAAGCCUUGACAAUGGAGAUACCAGAAGAAAAUGGUGGAUUAUAUGCACUGAUUUCUGACCUGUAUGCUAUGGGUGGACGGUGGGAAGACGUGAUAAGGGUUAGGAAUUUGAUGGCAGAACGUAAUGUGAGGAAGAGCAGAGGAUCAAGCACCAUUCGGGUGGGUGAAACACAGGGCUUUACUCUUCCUACGGUCAGUUGAUUUUUCAUAUGGUUUCCAUAGGACCAUAGCCUGAAAGUUUUGGGACAGAAUGGAGGACUCUAAGCCUCUUUUGAUUAGCUUCACUGCUGAGGUAUUCAGAGGUUAACUUUGCAUGCUACUUGGUGAAUCUGUCUGAGGGCAUCGGUGGAAUGAAUACAUGUUUUUCUCUAUCUUUUCAGUGCUGCAUCGAGAAUUUGGGAUAAUCAAUGAUAUUAAGAUAUAUUGUUUGAUCAGGAUCUUGAACUGACCUAUUGGAAGACGAUUCGAUUUAUGCAUGGAGAUUACUCGAGUGCAAACUAAUGGCUUGCUUGAUAUCCUUGUCUUCUGGAUAGCCUCCUAUGUAGUGCAGUCAUAGUCAUCUGAUUCUUUAGUGGUUUUUCCUCUUGUUUAUAUGGAUCGGAUGAUAGCAAAGGACAUACUUGAGUAAUGGUUUUCAUGACUUCUUGUCAACGGCUUUCCAAACAUAAUCGAACAGCUCAACGGUUGAGUUGGUCCUACUACUCUCACUAAACUCUACAGUUGAUCAAUCACCUAGGAUGUUUUGUCGUUAACAUUUUACAAGUCCUGUAUCUCCAAUAAAUUCUGAAAGCUUUAUCCAGGUGAUAUUCUUUGUAAUCCAACUCCUGUUAAAUUUUAGCAUAGAUUGCAGAUUUUCCUGUGUUAUAACUUGCAAGUUAAAAAGUUCCUGUUGUGUCCAUUGGAUAUUCUAUUAGGAUCAAUUGUUGAAUAAUAUUACUUAUA
This is a messenger RNA of Oryza brachyantha (malo sina), 2131 nucleotides long. RefSeq names its product pentatricopeptide repeat-containing protein At1g33350-like. Gene Ontology annotation, molecular function: RNA binding; protein binding. The transcript has a single exon. The coding region runs from base 68 to 1390 and encodes 440 amino acids. The record is from RefSeq and is a predicted model, not a curated record. Lineage: Eukaryota; Viridiplantae; Streptophyta; Magnoliopsida; Poales; Poaceae. Gene Ontology annotation, biological process: RNA modification.